UGGUCCAAACCUGCGUUGAUCCGAAUCAUCAACGAAAAUUUUUAAGCCACCAAGAAUGCGUAUGAUUCAAAAAAGAGAAAUUCAAAUUCAAGCCCGGGAAAAAUGUGAUGCUGCGACCUUCCGAUGGUUUCCACAGCGCUUUGAUCGCCAGUUUGGGAGCGUCGCAGUCGUCACGGUCUGUCAUAAGUGAAUGACAUUAACCUUAUAAUAUCUAAAAAUUGUCAUCAGUUUCGUGAAUGACUGAUAGUGACUCGGACUCGGCGAACGAAUAUACAAGCCUGAUGGACGGGCACGUUGCCGAGGUUCGUACAGAUGGGCUGGCAAACGAUCGACGAAAGAAACGUACAAAAAAUAACACAGAACGAUCAGCGGCGAGCGAGACCUCAUCCCAGGUAACUCCACGAGCCCACUUCGUAAAGGGAGAGAAUGGAAUACCAGAUGUUCGCAUCGAGACACCAGGAUCAACAGUUCCCGGGCGCAGGGGACAUGGUUCAAACCCUGCAGGCCAAGCCAAUAACUCAGAUGAAUUCACAGAUGAAGAUGAGGAGGAACUGAAAUAUGGAGCUGCACAUGUUAUAAAACUCUUUGUUCCUGUAUCGCUUUGCAUGCUCGUCGUCGUCGCCACCAUUAGUUCUAUAAACUUCUACACGACAAAGGAUAUUUACUUAGUAUACACACCGUUUCAUGAAGAAAGUUCAGACACAAGUACAAAGGUAUGGCAGGCAGUGGCCAAUUCGCUCAUUCUAAUGUCGGUAAUUGUUGGAAUGACGGUGGUACUAAUCAUGCUGUAUAAGUACAGAUUUUAUAAGACUAUCCACGCUUGGUUGAUUGUGAGCUCGUUGAUGCUGCUCUUUCUCUUCUCGAUAUUAUAUUGCGAAGAACUUCUGAGAGCCUACAAUAUUCCAAUGGACAUGGUAACACUAGCUAUUGGAUUAUGGAACUUUGGUGUCGUUGGCAUGAUUUGCAUUCAUUGGCAAGGGCCACUACGACUGCAACAAGCUUAUCUCAUUUUUAUUGCUGCUCUUAUGGCUUUGGUAUUUAUUAAAUACCUGCCUGAAUGGACGACUUGGGUUGUACUCGCAGUUAUUAGCAUAUGGGAUUUGAUAGCAGUCCUCACUCCUAAGGGCCCUCUGCGGAUAUUGGUAGAAACGGCACAGGCAAGAAAUGAGCCGAUAUUUCCAGCACUGAUCUAUUCCUCCACAAUUCUUUAUGCGUUCACACUGAAUUAUGUUGGAUAUGUAGCAACAUCCACGAUAUCCAUGACCAGUGGAGACGCUGCUGCUGGUGAUACAGUUGGUUCACCAACUCCUAUGCAAACGCAAACUGGCAAUGCUGCCGGUGAUUCGGAGGAAGGAUUCACCAGCGACUGGGUCGCUACUCAUGCUGAUCGUAGUGCCAGAAGAGCAAGGGAGAUUAGAGAAGAUACUUCAGCGUUAACGACACCCUCAAGACUUGCAGAAUCCAGAAACGAAUCGCAGCAGCAGGCUACGAUGGAAGAAGAAAGAGGGAUAAAAUUAGGCCUAGGCGAUUUCAUUUUCUACUGUGUUCUCGUAGGCAAAGCUUCAAGUUACGGAGACUGGAAUACAACGCUAGCUUGUUUCGUAGCUAUAUUAAUUGGCUUGUGCCUCACUCUGCUCCUCCUUGCAAUCUUCAAAAAGGCGCUACCGGCACUACCUGUAUCUAUAACUGUUGGCCUGAUAUUUUAUUUUGCAACUAAAGUGAUCGUCGCGCCUUUUGCCGACAGUUUAGCCAGCGAACAAGCGUUUAUUUAGUCAGUUUUGAAGACUGAAAAUAUUUAAUCAGCCGAGUGUAUAAUCAGUAUAUGCCACGUUAAUGUGAUCUUGUUUAUCAGUUCAUACUUGUUUCUGAUAUCACUAGUGGCAGUGAGCGGUGAGUAAUAAACUAUUUUUGUUAUAAACAUUGGA
Athalia rosae (coleseed sawfly) is the source of this 1925-nucleotide messenger RNA. RefSeq names its product presenilin-1 (gene Psn). The record is from RefSeq and is a predicted model, not a curated record. NCBI's taxonomy places the organism in Eukaryota, Metazoa, Arthropoda, Insecta, Hymenoptera, Athaliidae. The transcript has 7 exons. The coding region runs from base 237 to 1772 and encodes 511 amino acids. Gene Ontology annotation, molecular function: aspartic endopeptidase activity, intramembrane cleaving. Gene Ontology annotation, cellular component: growth cone; cell surface; neuromuscular junction. Gene Ontology annotation, biological process: Notch receptor processing; negative regulation of apoptotic process; protein processing.